UAAAUCACUUACUGUAAAUUGCCAAUACUUAAAUGUGUUUAUGAUACUUACAUUUACCAUCCCACUUUAAAGUAAGAUGGUAAAUGGCAUUUUAAGUAACAAACAUUGGAAAUAAGUAUGCUUUAAUUUAAGUACUUUUAUUCUAGUUUUGGGAAACGUACUUUACCCAUUUUUAAUACUUACAUUUUAAAGCUGUUUCAAAAUUAAGUAUCGUUUUCCCUAAUUUAAGUACUUUUAAUACCAUAAGUUCUUUAGUUAACUACGUUGCACACUGACGCAGACGAUUGCUAAAUAAAAGUCGUCAAAAUUGCAAGUAUCUUGCAACGUAAAUCUGACGAAUUUUGAUGAUCAAACAGUACGAUUGAACUGCUGUCAAUUCAAGAGAAAUUAGACAGUUUAUUAUGGCUAACGUUGUGAAGUGCUCUAUGUGUCCUAUGUUAAUAUCGAGUGAAAAUCCCUCUACGUUUUUUGACCACGUCAGAUUAAAUCACAGGAAUACUGGAAAGUUUCAUGUUGUUUGUAAAUAUCCUGACUGUCUUGACGAGUACAAUUUGUACAUUUCCUUCAAACGUCACUGGUACAAAAACCAUGGUCGUCGUGCAUUAGUAACCGUUCCAAACCAUCCACUUGUGAAUCAUGAUAGAGAUGGGCAGCUGCUGGAAGCAGUUAACGAUAACAUUCAAAUUGAGAAUCUUUACAGAGACAACAACAUACCUGAUGUACAACACAACUCUCAUCAUCAUGUGAUUGAAAAAAGUCUGCUGUCAGUCAAUGAUAAUGAUGAAAUUCUGGAAAGAUGUGAAGAAACAAUUGAGCCAGUUGAUGAGCACAGAGAUAGCACAUCAGAGAAUUCUACAAUUAUGCUACAAAAUCCUCAUCGGGAAAUUCAAUUGGUGAAAAAUGCUGCACCUGAUGAUGGGGACUUUGGAGAUUUGGAAUGCUGGGAAGCUGGUAUAUUACUUUUGCUAAGGCAACGGUACUUUCUCCCCUUUGAUGCCUUGCAAGAAGUAUCAGUAGCCAUACACGAGUAUUAUGAAAUGAAAUUAGAAAAAUUAAAGGAAAAAUUAAGUGCUUUAUUGAAGGGGAACCCCGUUAUUGGAAGUCAAGAGUUCCAAGACACGUUCCUUCACCUUCGUUACGAGGAAGAGUUGACGCGCCACCGGAUAGAAGCUUCAUGGAAGAAAUAUUUCCCAUGCAUUAUACCGAAGUCAUUUUAAAUCCCGGUGAGCCACUGUAUGACUGGGUGAAUGAUUAUAAUCUUGGUCAAAUACUGGAUGAGGUUUUCGAAACUGGUUAUAUCAUACCCUUCCUAGAAUCCCUGCAACAGUUUCUCUCAAUCAGAGAGGUGUUCGAGUCAGUUAUGUUAAACUUUGCUUCUAAUAACUCAGCAACUGAUCCAGUUGAUCAUAUUUCUGACGUAUGCACUGUUAAAAAAACGUACUUUUUCCGGUAAUUAACCCCCCCUAAAAUCGGUAGUUUUACCUAAAAACGGUGGUUUUCAAUUUUUACGAAAAAAACGGUGAUUUUUCACCCGAAAUAAACAAUGUGGGUUUUACACACCAGAUAACGGGGUUGUCGCAUCAGACAAUGGUGUUCGCGAACUAAUAAAUGGUGCAGCUACCCCGAAAAGUGGCGCUGUUAAUUGUUUA
Daphnia magna is the source of this 1649-nucleotide messenger RNA. RefSeq lists its product as uncharacterized. The transcript has 4 exons. NCBI's taxonomy places the organism in Eukaryota, Metazoa, Arthropoda, Branchiopoda, Diplostraca, Daphniidae. The record is from RefSeq and is a predicted model, not a curated record. Bases 402 to 1217 code for a protein of 271 amino acids.